AUGAUGUCAGCAUCUGAUGAUCAGUUGCAAGCAGAACUACAAGCCGAAUUACAAAGGUUUCAAAACUUUCAGAAUGGUUUGUUGAAUAGGAAUUUAAACACACCUGUAAGUGUUACCAAAGUGAUAACGAAUGGCACAGAGACAAUAAAGCCACAAACUUUACAGACAUAUUUAGAUAAUACUAUCUUGCAGGCAACUACUCUGAAGCAAUUGGUUAAAAAUGCUGAUUUCCUGAGUGCAAAGCUCGUUCAGCAUGGAUUGGCCCAGGACGUGUACCAAAAUUUUAGCACUAAUGAAAAGGUCAUGAGUCCUAGCGCAGAGAAUCCAAUUCCUAUAAUAGAUGUUAUAUCACAAUUGAAUAUUUUACCAGUCAAGAAAUUUGUUGCUAAAACAGGUACUAAUGUAGGCAAUAACGAGGGUGAAGGUUACUUAGAAUUUCAGUUGAGAAACGUUUUUGGUAAUGGUGAAUCUCUAAGACUUGAUAUGUUAAGAGGUACUGCAAAAAACUCCUCGAUGCUGGCGUCUUUUGUGAAGCCCAUAAACCCCUAUCAUGUACUGGAUCUUAACAUAUAUAAGCAUUCCAAAAAUUUGGGUAAUAUAUGCCCUUUAGAUUUGCAUUUUAAUGGUGGGAAAAUGAGCAUAAAAAGUGAAUUAGGCAACACCCAAAAGAGGAUCAAUCAAGAGUGGUUUUAUGAAGGCGUUACAAGGACUACAAAGGUUACCUCUGAUCAUGCAUCAGAUACAUUACUAUUUCAGGCAGGUACUGAUUUCAAAAGUUCAAUUGGACAUACUUACGCAAUUGACACCAGAGAUAGCGUUAUGGCACCAAAUAGAGGUAAUCUAUUCAAACUAAAUAAUGAAGUGGCACUUGGGAAAUACUGGAAGAGUCAAUUUGAGCUUUCGAAAGUGCAAAGUUGGUUUAAAAAUGAUUUCAUAACUACAACAACAACUUUGAAGGGUGGUUAUUUGGGCAACUUUCAUCCAGACAAAAAAACACUCCAUAUCAAUGACAAGUUUAUGAGUGGGGGACCAAAUGACAUCAGAAGUUUUCAAAGCUUUGGUGUGGGUCCAAAGGACUUACAGGAUGCCAUCGGUGGCGACACCUUCUUGAGUUAUGGUGUUAGUAUAUUCUCUAAAUUACCAAUAAAAAAAUUCGAAGAUUCACAUUUCAGGUUGCAUUGGUUUUUUAAUGGUGGAAAAUUAAUAAACCAUCAAAACAAGCCUGUAAUUGACACUUUACAUGAUCUGAGUCGUCAACACUCUACGUCUGUUGGUUGCGGUAUAGUUCUAAGACACCCGGUUGCCCGUUUUGAACUCAACUUCUCAUUACCGUUGACGGUAUCCACCGAGGACUCGUUAAGAAAAGGAUUUCAAUUUGGUUUGGGUAUGUCAUUUUUAUGA
Messenger RNA from Nakaseomyces glabratus, 1401 nucleotides. It is a transcript of the gene SAM50, whose product is annotated as SAM complex subunit SAM50. The record is from RefSeq and is a predicted model, not a curated record. Gene Ontology annotation, cellular component: outer membrane. Lineage: Eukaryota; Fungi; Ascomycota; Saccharomycetes; Saccharomycetales; Saccharomycetaceae. Gene Ontology annotation, biological process: protein insertion into mitochondrial outer membrane.